Messenger RNA from Oncorhynchus tshawytscha (Chinook salmon), 3275 nucleotides. It is a transcript of the gene hdhd5, whose product is annotated as haloacid dehalogenase like hydrolase domain containing 5. The coding region runs from base 244 to 1578 and encodes 444 amino acids. Gene Ontology annotation, cellular component: mitochondrion. The record is from RefSeq and is a predicted model, not a curated record. The transcript is spliced from 8 exons. Gene Ontology annotation, biological process: glycerophospholipid biosynthetic process. NCBI's taxonomy places the organism in Eukaryota, Metazoa, Chordata, Actinopteri, Salmoniformes, Salmonidae.
CGGUAUGGGUUGACACCGACGGAAAGCAAGCUUGCCAACGCGUGGCCAUCUGUUAUUCAUAUGGCAGCAUGCUAUCAAGUUUAGAGAUGGCACACUUUUCACUUUCUAUUGUCGUGUGUGAUAUAGCUAGCUAUGUAGUUCCUAUAGCUAGUUAGUGCUUGGUAGUGUAACGUUACUGCUGUUGUUUUUUGUCAGUAGUGAUUGUUUUAGCUAACUUAAGCUUGUUAGCUAACGUUAGGGGAAAUGGCAGAGUUACUGCAAAGAUGUAACGUUUUGAAAUUUGGUUGGCGACUCCUGAAGUCAAGUCACGCAGGAGCAGGCAAACAACUGUAUAUCUCAUCACAGAGUUCCAGCAAUGGCCACAACUUGUUCGGGCUUCUCUUCGACAUCGAUGGGGUGCUAGUGCGGGGCCGCACACCCAUCCCUGCAGCCAAACAGAUCUUUAGGAGCUUGGUGGACAGGAAGGGGAAGUACAAAGUGCCUGUGGUGUUUGUGACAAACGCAGGGAACUCUAUGAGGCAGACCAAAGCUGAACAACUGUCGCACCUGCUGGAAGUGGAGGUGUCUCCAGACCAGGUGAUGCUGUCCCACAGUCCUUUGCGUAUGUUCAGUCAGUAUCACAACAUGUGUGUGCUGGUGUCAGGCCAGGGCCCAGUGCUGGAGGUGGCUCACAAUCUGGGAUUUCAGAAUGUUGUGACCAUAGACAUGCUGAGGGAUGCCUAUCCGCUUCAGGACAUGGUGGAUCACAACAGAAGACCCAAAGACAUGGUUCCACCAAGUAAAGAUUUACCCCCGAUAGAAGCCAUCAUUCUGUUUGGUGAGCCAGUCAGAUGGGAGACCAACCUCCAGCUAAUAAUGGAUGUGCUCUUAACCAAUGGGAAGCCUGGGAAUCCCCUGACAACACUGCAGUACCCCCACAUUCCAGUGCUGGCCUGUAACAUGGACCUGAUGUGGGUGGCUGAGGCCAAGAACCCCAGGUUUGGUCACGGUAUGUUUCUGGUGUGUCUGGAGAGUCUGUAUAAGAAGGUGACUGGCUGUGAGCUGAAGUAUGAAGCUCUGAUUGGAAAGCCCAGUGUGGUGACUUAUAACUAUGCUGAGCUGCUCAUCAGACAGCAGGCUGAGAGUCUGGGCUGGACUGAACCUGUGGAGAGACUCUACGCCAUUGGUGACAACCCCAUGGCAGACAUCUACGGUGCCAACCUCUACAACCGCUACCUACAGUCCUGCCACCGCACCCGAGCCCUGAUGCAGCUCGGGGGGGGGAAGCCUCAGAGCCAACCCCUGGAGGACCCCCACGAAAUGACCUGUGCUGAGAUGGGAGGAGUUACAGGGGCGUACGGGGGCGAGGAGCCCCUCCCCGUGGGGUGCAGCUCCAUCCUGGUGUGUACGGGGGUGUACAGCCGGGACCAGCAGGAACUGCCCCCUGACCCCAGGCAUUCUGUUACAGAGCAUCGGAUCUUCCACGGUCACAGGGACUUCCGCUUUGACCCCAACCUGACCCAGCCAUCCUUCAUGGUGCAGGAUGUGAAGGAGGCUGUGGAGCUGGUGUUCCAGCAGGAGGGAUGGCCUCUGGAGUAGGGGCCCGAGUCUCAAUACUGCUCUGUCCCCUGGUCACAGCACUGCUCUGUCCCCUGGUCACAGCACUGCUCUGUCCCCUGGUCACAGCACUGCUCUGUCCCCUGGUCACAGCACUGCUCUGUCCCCUGGUCACAGCACUGCUCUGUCCCCUGGUCACAGCACUGCUCUGUCCCCUGGUCACAGCACUGCUCUGUCCCCUGGUCACAGCACUGCUCUGUCCCCUGGUCACAGCACUGCUCUGUCCCCUGGUCACAGCACUGCUCUGUCCCCUGGUCACAGCACUGCUCUGUCCCCUGGUCACAGCACUGCUCUGUCCCCUGGUCACAGCACUGCUCUGUCCCCUGGUCACAGCACUGCUUGCCAAGUCGAUUAACAGCAGCUCAAUGUCUGGGUCUCUGAGGCUGUGUUUACACAGGCAGCCCAAUUCUGAUUUAUUUUAUCUUUUUCAGAGCUGAUCCGAUUGGUCACAAGACAUGAGUGUCAAGAAAAUCUAAAUUGUGCUGCCUGUGUAAACACAGCCUCUCUUUGGUUAGGACAGGGUCUAAUAGUUGACAUAGAGGUUUCUUGGUCACAGAGGGGUCUAAACGUCCUCCUCAACCGCCUCACUCGGCCAUGCUAGUACAGUCACUCAUACAGCGAAUUACAUCACACGUCUAGAAUGUCCGUGCACAUUUACCAUACUGUACUGCCGUUGAGAUUUCCUAACUUUUACAUUUCUGUUAUGUGUCCUGUUCUACGGAGUGUAGCAUGCUGACUAGACCUGCCAAGUUCCGUGCACGAGCAUUGCGAAAUGAAUGUAUGCAUGUUAUUCAAUCAUUUCAUCCAAACUGCACGCGGGUGUCUGCGUAGUCAGGUGCUAAACAUAGAACUUUCAACUCGCUGAAUGUGAUGUUAACUAGGUUUCCGCUUUUGUGUUUUAAUUGUCGACUUUUGUAUUUCAAAUGUGUCAAUUCUACAAUGAUCCACAAAAAAAAUACCUUAUUUAUUUUUGCGUAAACUAACCCAAUAUUUAUUUCCCAGAACAAAUUGGCUAGCGAAAUGUCUCAUGUGUUUCGACCUGUCCCCAAAUGAAUAUAAUUGAUUUUGGUAUUUUAAUCUGCGUGUCAUGAAUGCGUCUGGUGGGGAGAAACAAAAUCAACAUGUGCACGAUGAUGUAAUGCUGUCUGUUGUGGCUAUCAUGACUGUUUCUGGCUUGAUGAAUAAUAUUCUUAGUGGACUGAAUACAUAAAAUACACUGAUAGGCCAUUUUACUUUACUGUGAUGGGUUAGCUUUUACAAUAUAUUUAUCUGUCUGCCAUGUCUAUCCAGACUUGUUACAGGAACAACUUCAUGCAAGUGACCAGUUUAAGUCCAGGAAUGUCCUUUGAUGGACUUCUUUGAUGCAAGGCUAGUUGUUCCAUUUACCAUGAACUAAACAGGUGCUACAUAUCUGGCUGUGUUCAAGUAAGGUUUGGAGCGUCUUUCAAUAGCCAUUAUCUUGUGAAGGCAGGCCGUUGUGGGGAUGUAAAGCAUUUUGUGGUAUUUAAAAAUAUAUAUUUUUAUGUGAUUGUUAUGGAGUGUUUUAUGCAGGGAUGUCAACAUUUUUAGCUAUGUUCAAUUGGCCAAAGGUUCUGAGGGAAAGAUGUGACUGUGGAAUUGUCAUAAAUGCAACACUGUAUUUGACGAAUUGAAGGACAAUAAAGUGUUCACUGAAACCA